Messenger RNA from Saprolegnia diclina VS20, 899 nucleotides. RefSeq lists its product as hypothetical. The coding region runs from base 22 to 858 and encodes 278 amino acids. The record is from RefSeq and is a predicted model, not a curated record. Lineage: Eukaryota; Oomycota; Saprolegniomycetes; Saprolegniales; Saprolegniaceae. The transcript is spliced from 5 exons.
CGCGAAUAAAAAUCGCUCGCCAUGCCGCUCGUCACGCUCUGCGGGCUGCCCGGCGCCGGCAAGACGUGGUUUGCGUCGCAGCUCCACGACCACUUUGUGAGCCUCGGCAAGGACGUCGUGCGCCUUAGCUACGACAGCGAGCACCUCAUUCGCGCCGACGCCUACCGCGAUGCUAGGGCAGAGAAGACGACGCGGAGUACGAUGAAGAGCCGCGUCGAUGUGCACUUGAGCGCAGACAAGAUUGUCAUUUUGGACACGCUCAACUACAUUAAGGGCUGUCGCUACGAGCUCUUUUGCCUUGCCAAGGAGCUCUCCACCACGCACUGCGUCGUGUACGUCGACACGCCGGUGGCCUUGGCCUCUGCUCGCAACGCGGAGCGUGCUGGCGACAGCUUCCCGCCCGAGUCCAUCGAGGCCAUUGCCAUGCGGUUUGAAGUGCCCAACGCCAAGAACCGGUGGGACGCGCCACUGCUGCGCAUGACGCCCGAAAGCCUCUGCGCGACCACAGUUGCCGAUCGCCUGCGUGACGUGGAGGAUGCGGUCUUGCACGGAAAGGUCAUCAAGGCCGGUAUCGCCACGAUCGCGAAGCCCAUCGUCGAGACCACGUUUGUACAGGAGCUCGAUCGAGUGACUGCUGCCAUUGUCGAUGUGCUCAUCGUCCACCAGCGCGAGUUCCAGGACCUUGUCGACGCACUCCGCGUCCCGCACGCGUCCAAACCGGUGCAGGUGGGCCGCGCAAUGCCAACGGCCGAGUUGCGUCGCCACCGGCGCCAAUUCACCAAGAUGGCGACGCUGCACCCGUUCCCGAGCGCCGACAUUGGCAACCGCUUCGUCGAGUACCUCCAAAGCCAGGCCUAACUCGAAAUGACUUUUGUUUUUGGCGGGAAGCUGAAUGCAUC